Molecule: messenger RNA, 1490 nt
Organism: Salvia hispanica
Lineage: Eukaryota; Viridiplantae; Streptophyta; Magnoliopsida; Lamiales; Lamiaceae
Source: RefSeq, a predicted model, not a curated record
CAUUUUUCUGUUGCUCUUCUUCUACAGCAAUUCUCAUUAGUCAAGCUCCAUCAAUGGAGUCCUUCAAUCCCAAUAGGCACCUUAAAGAACUAUUCGUGAGUCACUUAACGGGGUCUUCGAAGCUUGAAAUUUUCUUUCUGAUCACAAAUCUUUCGAUUUUGGUUCUUAUUAGACGUUGCAUCGGAUUCAACUGGAUCAGUAAUGGCCAUCCUAAGAAAGAUGAUAACGUUGCUGGUGGUGGAAAGAGUUUCAAAGCUUAUGUUGCAGUCUUGCUUAUUGAUUAUCUCUGCAUUGCUAUGCCUUAUAUUUUAUAUCUGACUGUUUUGGCAGAAUGGACUUAUUGGAGCACAGUCUUGAUGCUUUUGCUGCUGUUUUGCCUGAAAACAUUUGAUAGAAAUCGACCUUCAUUCUUGCAGGAAGGUGGUGUAGAUUCUAUUAGGGAAGAUAUCACAUCUUACAGAAUCUCUACGAUGCUUGUUACAUGCUUCUCUAUUUUGGCUGUUGAUUUCAAGAUAUUUCCCAGAAGAUACGCGAAAACAGAGACAUAUGGGACUGGAUUGAUGGAUCUUGGGGUUGGCGCAUUUGUAGUAGCAAAUGCCUUGGUUUCACGACAGGCACGUGGCAUCGCAAAUAUGACACUGAGUACUGGCCUUCGUUCAACUAGUCCAUUGAUUAUUUUGGGUUUUGCUCGACUUGUCUGUACUUCAAGUGUGAAUUACCAGGUUCAUGUUGGUGAAUAUGGUGUCCAUUGGAACUUCUUUUUCACUCUAGCUGCUGUGGCUAUCCUCACAUUAAUUGUUAAUGUUCAUCCUAAAUACUGUGGUAUUCUAGGUUCAUUAAUCCUAAUAGGUUAUCAAGCCUUACUAUUGCGUGGGCUGAAUUUAUAUCUUCUUUCUAAAGACAGGAAAAGUGACAUCUUUAGCCAAAACAAGGAAGGGAUUUUUAGCAUAUUUGGAUAUUGGGGUAUGUAUCUUAUUGGUGUCAGAAUUGGAAGCUAUGCCUUCUUUGGAGACAAUGCUGAUGCUAUGUUGAAAACCAAGACUUGGAUGAGAACUAGAGUUUGGGUUCUUUGCAUGUUUUUCUGGUCACUAACUUUGCUUCUUGACUGGUAUGUUGAAGCAACAUCUCGCCGAAUGUGCAACAUGGCAUAUGUAUCUCUUAUCUUGGCUAUCAACCUUCAGGUGUUAGGCAUUGUAAUGAUGUUUGACUGUGUUCCGGGAUGCAAGAGUUCAGCCAUGGAAGAAGCUUUUAGUCGAAAUAUGUUGGCAUCGUUUCUACUGGCUAAUGUUCUUACAGGAUUGGUGAACUUGUCCAUUGACACUCUAUCAGCUUCAUCGAUCUCAGCUGUAGCUAUCUUGUUUGCUUAUGCCUUCAUUUUAUGUUUUGUUGUGGGAAUUGCAAACUUUUUUGGCAUGGUGUUCAAGUUUUGGUAGUAAAAAAUCUCACCACUGUUUGCUUGAUUUCCAAUCUUGCUUCACACUCUUGAUAGA